Molecule: messenger RNA, 5236 nt
Organism: Etheostoma cragini (Arkansas darter)
Lineage: Eukaryota; Metazoa; Chordata; Actinopteri; Perciformes; Percidae
Product: transcription factor E2F3-like
Exons: 8
Coding region: 315-1649 (444 amino acids)
Biological process (GO): regulation of transcription by RNA polymerase II
Cellular component (GO): RNA polymerase II transcription regulator complex
Molecular function (GO): RNA polymerase II cis-regulatory region sequence-specific DNA binding; DNA-binding transcription factor activity, RNA polymerase II-specific; protein dimerization activity
Source: RefSeq, a predicted model, not a curated record
AAAUUCUGUUUGAAAAUUUCCCGGGAAAUCUGAGUUUCGCGGGAGGGCUCUUGAGCGCGUAAACCGUAUCCCUUCAUUCAUCAGGCCGUUUCCUGAAGCCAUUUCUACACCGGGGGAACGAGAGUUGCGCUACUUUUUAAUCCGUUGCAUCUGCCUAAAUGCACUUUCUUAAGGAAGAAUACUUUACAAAAGUCGAUAAAUCAGACUGUCAUCUUUACUUCGGUCUGAUUAUUUUUGUAAUUUUUGCGGCAGAUUAGCAGCCAUACGGGCUUGAAAGUACUGAGACAAGAAAGGGGUUACCCCGAAUACGCAAGAUGAGAAGAGGGAUCUCCUCGGCUCCGGACAAAGUGCUUUUAGCGGGGGUUGGGGGCUCUCCUCUCGACAAUAAUAUAAUUUUAACAACUCUCACGGAUCGUUUAAACCCUGGUCAAUCCAACGCUACGUAUAUCCAAAUAAUAACCACCCCACCGCCUUGCAACAUUACACAGACAUCAAGUGUGUGUUUAUCAGAACCGCAGAUAAACAACAUUUACACAACUCCACAACAAGCUGCAGCAAACGGAGCAGGACAACGACCCGCACUGGGGAGACCGCCGGCAAAAAGGCGGUUGGCCCUCGAUGACUCAGACCACCAGUACCAGUCAGAACCAGCCAGGACUCCUAGAGGCAGAGGAGCGUCUUUGGUGGCCAAUGGGGCACGGAUAAAGACACCUAGAACACCCAAGUCUCCACCAGAGAAGACUCGUUAUGACACCUCCCUGGGCCUGUUAACAAAGAAGUUUGUGGACCUCCUUGCCCAGUCUUCUGAUGGCGUCUUGGACCUCAACCUCGCCGCUGAAACCUUACAGGUACAGAAAAGGCGGCUGUAUGAUAUCACCAAUGUACUAGAAGGCAUUCACCUCAUCAAGAAGAAGUCAAAGAACAACAUUCAGUGGAUGGGCUGUAGUCUGUUGGAGGUAGAGGGGGCACUGAGCCAGAGACAGAGACUAACAGCAGAGGUUUCUGCACUGGGAGAAGAAGAGCAGAGGCUGGAACAACUGAUCCAAAGAUGCAGCCUGGAUAUGAGACACAUGAGCGAGUUGCAAAGCAACCAGAAAUAUGCCUAUGUAACGUACCAAGACAUCAAACAGCUGGGAAACCUCAGAGACCAGACGGUUAUUGUUGUCAAAGCGCCCACAGACACCAAACUAGAAGUACCAGACCCUGAUGAGAGUUUGUCCAUCCAUCUGACCAGCACUAAGGGCCCUAUAGAAGUCCUCCUGUGCCCAGAUGAGGAGAAUGAUCCUAGAAGUCCUGUAAAAAAUGGCAGCAUGGACAUCAAUGGGAACUCACCUUUCCUCAAAGUCCUUCAAGGUCCCACCUGCACAACCACUUCUUCCAUCCCCUCCCUGGCUCCACCUUCUUCUUCCUCAGCAGUCUCCGUCACUACUCUCUCCCCCAUCUCGUCCCCUUACACUAGUCUUCUCCAGCAGACAGAAGACCAGAUCCCUUUAUCCCUGGGGCCUUUCUUAAACCUCGGGCCUCCUCUUCUGGACCAAGAUGACUACCUUUUAGGUUUGGGAGAUGACCAGGGAAUCAGCGACUUGUUUGACGCCUGUGACUUUGAUAAAAUGCCCUCUCUUGGCCUGGAUGAUCUCCUGUGCAGCUAGCAUUAGGUAAUACAAAUAUAGUUUACGUGGAUGGGAGAGAGAUGGAGAAUCGGUAAAGGUUUUGAUUCCUGUGACUGACUGUGUACUUAAUGGAAGCCAAUUCUAAAUAGCUGGAAAGGAAUCAUUUUGGACUUUUUUCAGUCCCAGUGGGACUAAAUGUCAUGUUCUUUCAUGGCGUGAGAGAUAAAUGGCCUUGCAUGAUUUCACACAAAGACAUAACCGUUCUGUGGGAAAAUAUAUCCAUUACUCUUUGUCUCAGGCUAUGUUAAGCCUCCAGUUUAGCUGUUGUUGCAUCUUAAGGCCUUUGCUCUCUGUUUGGUAGCAUGAAGGGGAAGGGGAAGGAUAUCCACUCCCCUUUAUGACGCAAGGUUUGCAUCACAUCACUGUACAGAGAGACCAACAAAGACUGGACAGAGAACAGCUCGAAGGAAAACGCCCCCACACUAUCUGACAUUCACACACAUUGUGGUCGAUGGUUUGGGUUUAGCAUUACACCCAAGUGUGCAAGAUGCACAGAUGGAAUCAAUCAAAAUCAUCAGAAUGCUUAAGAGUAGGGAAGAGGAAAACUGUUUGUUUAAAUCUUGAAGGAUAAUGCAAAUAUGAGGAUUUAACAGGCCUGUAAAUCUGCAAUUUGGCAAGAAAAGGAGUGGUUUGAUUGGUGGUUUCCCAGUUACUCAUUUUCUUGAUGUUAUUGCCAAGUGCUGCGGGAACUAUUGAUGGCUUUCUAUUUCACCAAUGAUCUGUGUUUGAAGGUUCAUAGAGCUAAUUGUUAAGUAGGUAUUUUAAAAAUUAAAAUGAAUAUUAAAUGAAAGCAUUUUGAUACACAGCAUUCAUGACUACUGUUGCUUUCCUAUGGUUAGGUUAGGCAGGCUGAGGUUUUGGUCCCCCGUUUUGUCUCUGCCAGCUCAGACACUUGCGUGCUAUUUAGACUUAUAACCAUGCAGUUAACAAGAGUAUGGGUAUAUUGUACAUUUAAGCCCUAUUUAGAUGUAUUAAGAGCUGCAAGGAAGUUCAUAUACUGUUUUGGAGUGCACAUGACAAUUAUCCAGUGUUAAAGGAAACCGUAAAACAGCAAAGGAAAUAAGAAUGUACUCUAAAUGCUCUAAAAUGAGACAGAUAUGUUUUCUUAGGUGUACAAAAUACUUACAGCAUGCCUUAUUGCUAGUAGUUGGUUAAAUCCCCUUGCACACUAUGUCUCUCUUGUGCUAUGCCCUCCAUAUUUAAAAUGGAUUUAGUAGGUACAUUUAAUAAGGGACUUUUGUUAUCUGUUCACCCGAUCAGCCUGUGGUCUACUCAAGUGGGCAAUCUCAUAUUUUGUACAUGAAUACAAAAAUGUUCAACAUGGAACACAUAUUGUGAUGUUUAACAUAACAUGAAAAAGCCAUCAAACCUGGGUUAUGUGGUGUGAAGGAAAAACACCUGAUAUGCAAACUUGAAUAUCAUCUCCAACUCAUAUUUGUAAUGGCACUUUGUGAAAUCAAGACACCAGAUUUCCACUUUCUUGCUGCUCUUUGCCUGUCCCCUCCAUCGUCAUCAUCAGCAGAAGCUGCCAAAACCAAACUUAACUUUAAUGCCUCCUCAUUUAGUUUUUGUUGCUGUCAGAUUAUGUGGUUUAGAGCUAGUCAGUCAAAUUUGAACCGCUUAUCGAUGCACACUGCCUACUCAGUGUGUACUGAAGCUGUGGAGGAGACAGGAUAGGCGCGUGUUCGUCUUUUUAGGUUUAAUAAGUGUGGAAUUUUAAUGGAUUUUAAUUCUGUAGAAAUAACUAAUAUCACGGCCACCUAAGCAACAAGGGGCCAGAAAGCUAUUAAUUUAGGCUUCAGCAUGUAAUGAAGGGCUUUCCCCCCUCCAUAACCAGGAUAUUUAUAAAAAAAGAAAAAAGACAAAUGGACCCUGUUUCGUAAAUUGAGCUAAUUCAAUGCAACAAGCCAUGUUUCAUAAUGGGCUGGGUGAUACUGUUGUCUUUGGACACUGAGUCGUAAAAAUUGGUUAAUCAAGAAUAGCCGGUUGGAGGACUUGGUGAACUAAGAGCUGUAGGGAUGUGUUGUUUUUACUGGUAUUUGGAACAACGUCGCUUCUUGUGUUUGACAUCCUCGGUGAUAACAAAACACAAACAUUUGCUCUGAAACCCUGGCUUCUAAUCUAAAGAAACCUGCGGCCGCAGGUGAUUUUGCUGCUGUAACUGUACACUUUCCCCGACCUGAUUGAUGUGAGCUUGAGUAAUUGCAUUUGCAGCAUGUUUGAGUUAUGUCGAAGAUCAAGCUUGCUACACAGUAAGCCCACCAUGUGUAAUAUGAUGUACAGUUUUCUAAAUUCUUCAGCGCACAAGGUACUGUAGGCUACCUCUCACUUAAUGUUGGACAAUAAUAAUAGGGCAUAGAGGUAAUUGCCAUAGUGUGUCUGAGUCUUUGAAUUCCCCUUUGUCUUAGGAAUUAGCCUUGCAUUAUUUACCCUGAUACGAGUACGCCUUUGCUCUUAAAUCGAUCUCAUGCUGUUGCAUCUUAAAUUUGAAUUAGGGGUGCACAUUUCAUGAGCAGAACAGCGGACAAAUUGCAAUAUUGCAAUAUUAUUUUUUUUGUGUUUUUUUCUUUUCUUCUUAAGUUAUUGUCUUUUUUUGUUUCUCAGACCCAAUAAGUGGUACACAUUCAAUAACAUCAUACAUGCAGUCAGUCUUUCACAGUUAGCCAUCUGCCCUUUAUUGGCCAUUAGGAGACAUUGCUAUGUCUACAUACACUGAACCAGGAUCAGACUUGUCCUCUACUGAAGUGUGUUGGGGUUUUGCUUCUGUGACACUGUGUGUCCGUUUUAUUUUUGGAAUAAUGUGAGGGAGUCUGGAACUGUUUUUUUUCUGACUUUCUUUUUCAUGGAGAGUAUUGAAGCCUAUUGCAACAGGUUUUUGAGUAUGUAAAAUCAAAACCCAAUAUAAUAUAAACCAUCGCCAGUGAACGUAAAAUUUGACUGCACAGAAUGCACAAAAAUGCUCUGAUUGACAACACAAUUUCCCUAUAAGCAUAUGUAUGUCAGUGUAUUUUGUAUGCAUGGAGAAUUCCAGCUCAAUGUAUUUCCCUAUUUGGUUCACUAACCACCGUUGUGCUAUUUUCUAAAACCAUUCAAACACGUAAUUAUAUUUUCCUCCAUCUAUUUCAGGCGACCAGAAUCUGGUCACAAUAUUGUAUCUACUUUUACACAAUGGAAACAUGAUUUUUUGGAAAGAUUGUACCUUUCCAUGGGUUUCUUAUGGAAUGUUAAAGAUUUUAAUGCACCGCUUAAGCUAGUGUCAUUGCCAGUGAGUGUGAACAAUGUGGUAUGGGUGAAUUAAAAUUACAGCUCCUUCAUUUCUAAUGAGUGAUUCUGAUGUGUGAUUAGACCUUAAAGAAAUAUAUCAUUAGGCUAAAUGUGGUGUUUACUAUUAGUGAAGAUUGAAACAGCACUGUUGUCCCUGCUAUUUACCUAUGGUUAUUCUUAAGCUGUUACCAAAUACCAUAUACUGAUCGGUAAAUAUUCUGUAAAGGUUCAGUGAAAAGUUAACUGUCUUAUAGGAAAGAAUUGACUGUAAAAUGAUAUUGCUGCCUGUUUCCACUAAUUAC